Messenger RNA from Pimephales promelas (fathead minnow), 858 nucleotides. The record is from RefSeq and is a predicted model, not a curated record. Lineage: Eukaryota; Metazoa; Chordata; Actinopteri; Cypriniformes; Leuciscidae.
UCUCUGUGAGAUGAUGGAGAUCGUUGUGAGCUGGCUGAUAUUAUUGGGGCUGUUUUCUGUUCAGGAACAGGCAGAUUGUGCUAAAGAGAAUCUGGCACGAAGAGGAACCGCCACGCAGUCGACGACAAGCGGCUCUAAGUCCGCGGACUAUGCCAUCGAUGGCGGGAAGGACUUCUCUACAACUUCUAGCACUUGUGCCGUAACCAAUUGGGAGUAUUACCCGUGGUGGAGGCUGGAUCUCCAAUCAGCGCAUGUACCAAUCAUCGUGGUCGUCACUUACAGAGAUGACAGCUAUCCAGGAUUAAUGAGAUUAACCGAUGUUUUGUUUGGAAACUCUCUGCCGACCUAUGGACAUCCCAAAUGUACCGUGAUCUCAAGGGAUCCAGCAGCCUUUACCAUCACCUACUCUUGCGGUACUCUGGAGGGACGCUACGUGACGAUUCGUACGUGGUGGGACACUCUGGCGGUGUGUGAGGUGGAAGUUUAUGAGAUAGAUUAUAUAAAACGAUCGGUCAUGAAGCUAGCGUUUAACUCCAGCGCUAAUCUGAUCGACCCGACAGUGACGGAUCAAGUGCUUGAAGAGUUGACGUCAGCGCUGGCUGUGAGAGGAAUCACCAAUGUGACGCUGAGCUGGUCUCAAACUCCCGAAGAAGAAGUGAUCCAAAGACGAGUCGAAAACGAUUCCUGCUGAAGCAGAUCUCAGAGGAGGAAUGAACUUCAUCAUAUUCAUCAUUUAUACACUUCAGUUAUUUAUACAGUGACUCCAUGUUAUCAUGAACCCUCUGAAACAUGAAUGAAUACACCAGGAAACAAAAGGAAUAUAAUUUAACAAUUAAAUUAAUAUAAAUAUUAAGCCUU